AUGGCUCCGCCCGAACAACCCUUCCCUGUCUCCGAACUCGACCAGCACGUCCGCUCACACACGGUCAACUACAAGGAGCGAUCCCGCAAACUGCCCCAGGACUUCGACCUCAAGCGCGACUGCGAGUUGCUUGAGCUCGUGCAGUAUAGUUGCACCACGGUCAAGCAGCAGUAUGAAAGGGCGCUGGCCAGCGGGACCGGCACGGCCAGGAUGGAAUGCUUCCCCAUCGUGAGGUUAUUUAGGAAAUGCGUCAAAGGUGGGAAGGUGUUUCACGUCGAGACGACAGCGUGGGAAGGGCAACAUGCCUGGAAACCACCUGUCGAUCCACAGCCGACGGCGCAUCUGAGCAGUAAUGACCAAGAAAAGGCCGCUGCUGCAGACGACUCAUCAGCAAACGUGCUUACGUCCUAUUGGAACUCGCUAUGGUCCAAAAAGUGA
Fonsecaea erecta is the source of this 438-nucleotide messenger RNA. RefSeq lists its product as hypothetical. The transcript has 2 exons. Lineage: Eukaryota; Fungi; Ascomycota; Eurotiomycetes; Chaetothyriales; Herpotrichiellaceae. The record is from RefSeq and is a predicted model, not a curated record. The coding region runs from base 1 to 438 and encodes 145 amino acids. Gene Ontology annotation, cellular component: mitochondrial inner membrane peptidase complex.